AUGUGUCACGGGAAUGGGAUCAAGUUUGAACACUUUUCCUGUGGUUUCACUGACGCUGUGAGAAGGAACCAGAAUGCCAGUAAGCGGCCGGGUCACGGUGGCUGCCUGCACGGGCCCUCAGACCACCACGGCAGGAAGACUCAACAUUCAUCGCACGGACUCCGACGAAGAAGGCGCAAAAGCUCCGCGACCGCAAACCUGCAGCUGCCACGCGUUGUGACACCGAAGGGUAUGAUGGGUGUAGUGGGCUGGAUGUUGCUCCUACUCUCCCAGAUGAUGGUGCCUGUGGCGUCCCAGAAGCCUCCAGGUCUCAACGUGGGUGUGAUCAUGGGCGAGACGCGCCACAUUUCCGAUCAGGACCUCCGCCCACCUCGCCGCCCUGACGAUGCCCUUGACGUCUCCGUGGUCAUACUGAGGAUCAACCAGACAGACCCAAAGUCUGUGAUUACACAGGUGUGUGAGCUUCUGUCACGCACUCGUCUCCAUGGCCUUGUGUUUGCCGAUGGCACCGAUCAGGAGGCCAUUGCCCAGAUCCUUGACUUCCUCUCCGUUCAGACGCAGCUUCCAGUCCUGGGGGUCCACGGAGGCUCCUCUAUGAUUAUGGCUGACAAGGAUGAGAAGUCCACGUUCUUCCAGUUCGGCGCCGCUCUGCAGCAGGAGGCUCUGCUCAUGCUCGCCAUCAUGGAGGAGUAUGACUGGCAUGUUUUUUCUAUCGUCACUUCCAAGUUCCCCGGGUACCAGGCCUUCAUCAGCACACUGAAGAUAACGGUGGAUCACAGCUUCGUGCGCUGGGACCUGCAGAGUGUGGUGACUCUAGAUGCUGUAGAUGGCGACCCAAACUCUAAAUCACACAUUGCUCUCAAGAGAAUCCAGAGUCCUGUUAUACUGCUCUACUGCUCCAAGGAUGAGGCUGUGUAUAUAAUGGAGGAAGCUCGCUCCUUGGGCCUGAUAGGAGCCGGUUACAUUUGGAUCGUGUCCAGUCUCACCACUGGCAACCCAGACUUUACCCCUGAGAUGUUUCCCCUGGGGAUGAUCUCCGUGUCCUACGAUGACUGGGAGUACCCGCUGGACUCGAGGGUGCGGGACGGAGUGGGCAUCAUUUCCUUCGCAGCCACGUCCAUGCUGCGAGAGAAGGGGGAGCUGCCAGAGGCCCAGAGCAGCUGCUACAGCACAGCGUCAGACAGGAGCCCCGGGAAGCUCCCACCUAGCGCCCUGCGCAGACACAUGAUGCACGUAUGGAACGAGGGGCGCGACUUAUCCUUCACUCCAGAUGGUUACCAGGCCAACCCCAAAUUGGUUGUCAUCGUCCUGAAUAGUGAGAGGAAGUGGGAGAAGAUGGGCCGUUGGGAGAACGGGACGUUGUCUUUGAUGUUCCCGGUGUGGCCGAGGUAUAACUCCCACGGGGAUGAGGAUGCAGAUGAGAACCAUCUCUCCAUCGUCACACUGGAGGAGAAACCUUUCGUCAUUGUCGACAAUGUGGACAUCCUCACCGGCACCUGCAUGAGGAACUCCGUUCCCUGCCGAAGGCACGUCAAAAAUAACAGCACAGCAUCAGGAGGCUCCUACAUUAAGCAGUGCUGCAAAGGUUUCUGCAUUGACAUUCUGAAGAAGAUAGCGAGGAACGUCAAGUUCACUUAUGACCUCUACCUGGUCAACAACGGAAAACACGGCAAGAAGAUCAACGGGAUAUGGAACGGCAUGGUUGGAGAGGUGGUGUAUAAGAAGGCGGUGAUGGCGGUGGGUUCGUUGACCAUCAACGAGGAGAGGUCGGUGGCCAUCGACUUCUCCGUGCCCUUUGUGGAGACGGGCAUCAGCGUCAUGGUGUCACGUAGCAACGGGACCGUCUCUCCUUCUGCCUUCCUCGAGCCCUUCAGUGCAUCAGUUUGGGUGAUGAUGUUUGUGAUGCUGCUCCUCGUCACAGCCAUCGCCGUCUUCCUCUUUGAGUUUGUCAGUCCGCUGGGCUUCAACCGCAACUUGGCCCAAGGCAAAGACCCACAUGGUCCAUCAUUCACCAUCGGUAAAGCCAUAUGGCUGCUGUGGGGUCUGGUGUUCAACAACUCUGUGCCCGUGCAGAACCCGAAGGGCACCACCAGUAAGUUCAUCGUAUCGGUGUGGGCCUUCUUUGCCGUCAUCUUCCUGGCCUCCUACACUGCCAACCUGGCCGCCUUCAUGAUCCAGGAGGAGUUCGUGGACCAAGUCACUGGACUGUCUGACAAGAAGUUCCAGAGUCCAUACUCUUAUUCACCUCCAUUUCGCUUCGGGACGGUUCCUAACGGCAGCACCGAGCGCAACAUCAGGAAGAACUACCCAGAUAUGCAUCAGUACAUGACCAAAUACCAUCAGACUGGCGUCGUGGACGCGCUGGUCACCCUCAAGACUGGAAAGCUGGAUGCUUUCAUCUACGACGCCGCGGUGCUGAACUACAUGGCGGGCAGAGACGACGGCUGUAAGCUGGUCACCAUCGGCAGCGGCUACAUCUUCGCCACCACAGGUUACGGCAUCGCCUUGCAGAAAGGAUCCUACUGGAAGCGCCUGGUUGAUCUGGCCAUACUGGGCAUCAUAGGAGACGGUGAGAUGGAGGAGCUGGAGGCGCAGUGGCUGACUGGCAUCUGCCACAAUGAGAAGAACGAGGUGAUGUCCAGCCAGCUGGACGUCGACAACAUGGCGGGCGUCUUCUACAUGCUGGCCACAGCCAUGGGGCUCUCCAUCCUCACCUUCAUCUCUGAACACCUUUUCUACUGGAGGCUGAGAUACUGCUUCACCGGCGUCUGCACCGGGAGGCCAGGUCUGCUCUUCACCAUCAGCAGGGGUAUAUGGAGCUGUAUCCACGGCGUUCAUAUCGAUAUGAAGAAAAAGAAUCCGGAGCUGGACUUCAGUCCUCAAGCCAACAUGCUGCAUCUGCUCAAGUCUGCCAAGUCCAUGGCGUUGUCUUCUCCCAAACGCAACACUGUCCUCCUGCAGCCCAACAUCCUGGAUGUGAUGUCUGGGAAAGGUAACUCACUCCAGAGUCAGCCCCCGAAGGGUCCUGGUCUCUAUAGCAACGCCGCUGGUCCGCACAGUUUCUUGUCAUUGUCCGGACGACACAAAAACCUCCUUAACAAUGCUGCGCCAUUUCCCGUGCAACAGAAAGCCGCCUCUCUUUCGACCAGCCCCAACAAGCCCCAGCUGUCAAUCACCAACGACAACGGCAAGACCCGCCCCGCCGGGCUGGCCCUCGCUGCCGUUCCGCAGGGCUCCAAACCUCGAGCCCUGUGGAAGAAAAGCGUGGAGACACUGAAGACUCAGCCUACUGUCGUAUCUCCAGGCCCGAGCCCCACCCCAACAUCUGGAUCUGGACCUCCACAGAUGAAGAGCCAGCGCUACCUGCCUGAGGAACCGCCACACUCUGACAUCUCAGAGUGCUCCAGCCGGCCGCCAUCACACAAAGAUUCUGAUUCCAUGGCGGGGAGGGGCGGAUUCAAGCCUAUCAAUCAGCUGAGGAAGAGGGGAGGUGGAGGCGGGGGAGGAGGAGGAGGAGGGGGAGGCGGAAGCGGGGGCGGUGGAUCCAAGAUCUACUCCAUUGACUCAGACCAGGCCAGUCUCCAGUCCGCUCCCCCCUACCAGCGAGACAGCCAUGGGGGAGGUGACGACCAGAGUUACCCCCCUGACCUGUUUCCACCUGACAGCACAUACUCACACACUCACACGCUCUCCCACCAGGCGGACGCACCCAUUUUGCAGCUGAGCGCCAGCCUGCUGCACCACAGUCACAGCGCAGAGGCCGACCUGCACUCCCUGAAGGACAAGAAAUACAGCACCUACACACACAGCAGUGCGAAGGACAAAGCCGCCGGUUCAUUCGACGCUCCAGGUGCCGGACAGGGUACACAAAGCGUCAGGCCCGGCCACUGUCGCUCCUGCCUGACCAAGCUCAGCGGCUACUCCGGCCUUUACACUGUCCGCUCGCCACAGGCUCGCUGCGACGCCUGCGCCCACCUGGGGAACCUGUACGACAUCAGCGAAGACCACCUGCACUCGCACUACUCCCAAGCACACACUCACCCACACAGCGGGGACAUGUUUACACACUACCUUCCCCAGAGCGAGCUGGGCCUGGUGGGCGAAGGGGACGGGCUAGUCAGCCACUUCGAGCCCUCCCCUUCCUCCCCGUCUCUCGCCGCCUCCUCGUCGGCCCAGCACCUUCAGCUGAGUCGUCAGCACUCCUACGAGAACGUGCUUCCGGACGGCGUUCCCGAGCGGCAGUCGCAGCUGCACACUCACUUGCGGGGGCUGAGUCUGCCCGACAGAGAUAGGGAGAGGGAGCUGACCCUGGACGAGGGCGCCUAUGCUAAUGUUCUCACAAUGCGCUCUGAUCGUCCGUUCAGCAACCGCAGCCCGCCCUCACCGUCACCCUCCCACCACCACAGUCUGGACGCCCCUAUGCCCCUCCCACGGCGCUCAAAGAGCCUCUUCCCCGAUCGGCCCUCUCACAACCCUUUCCUCCAGUCAGCUCCUGGCACGACACAACGAGAUCCCUCCCCCCAGUCUGUCACACGCAUGCCGCAGAGAAGUUCCGCCCACGAGCUCUAUAAGCAGCGAAUGCCGCUGUCGCUUACCCUCGGUAACCACGGCAGCCAUCACAACAACCAGCAUGGCGGCCUUGUCGACCAACAGGUGUUCUACCCUCAGCAGGAGUCCCCCGUGGUGGCCUACAUGGUCCCACCCGCCGCCUCUCAGCCAAUGAGCUAUGUGACAGCGCCGCGAGCCUCGAGCGCAGGCAACAACAGGCCCCGGCUCUACCGCCGCAUGCCUAGCAUCGAGUCUGACGUCUGAGAGUCACACGCUAACACACUCACUGAAAACACACUAACACACACGCAUGCAAGACGGAGGUGUGUGUGACCGGACUGGGCAGCUCUGAUUCUAAGCACAUACACAGAAACACACACCAACACACACACACACACACAGGUGAAAGACGGGAAGCUCUGGACUAAAAGGUUAAUGGCGAUGCUGAGUAAAUAAAUCAUUGUUUCUUUAUCACACCCUCUAUAGGGCAGGGUUGGGGCCACAGGGACACCUGGAGGCACAAUACAAGAUGAAGAGUGUGUGUGUGGGUGUCAGUGUGUGUGCGCUUGCCUCAAGCUGUGGGCAACGAGGCACAAACUGACAAUACGUCUGACAAGACAGAUCGAAUCCCCGGUGGAAUAAAGAGGGACACUGAACACGGAGUCUAACGUCAACAGUGGGGAGCUGAUGGAAGAUAGAGUGUGUUUGGAAGAGGAGCCGACUUGUCCCGCCCUCUCACCAGCCUCUUGGAGAUGAAGGGGACACACAGAAAACCCCUUUCUUUCUGAGAUUACACACACACACACACACACAUAUUUCAGCUAAACACACCCGCCCCUCUCCAGGACUCUCCUGUUGCACUAUGAUUUCUCCAGUCAACCCGUAUGUUGUCUGAGCCUCCAAACUGCACUGCCAGCAUGGCUUAAAGAGUAGUAAACUACACUAGAGUAAUCCUCGACUUGAAUGGAAAUUACUAUCUUUGUAUUAGACCAGACUGGGAGGCGGGCAGCUCUGGUCGGGACGCAGGUAGAGAAUCAGCUCCCGCCCGCAGAUGUACAAACACUCGAACACACACACACACACUGUGUCUGUUUUUAGGGGAGGGGGGCGUAAAAACUACCGACUGUUUGUUAUUGUUGAUGUCAGUUAAUUGAACAUUCCAAAAAGUGGACCAAACGUGGCCGCCAGUAUCAGGACGAGAGUGUGUGUUCUAGUGUUUCUAGAUCUAGAGACAUAACAGUAUAGCAUCCUUGCUUCCUCUCUUAGCUAGCCUUCAGGUCAUACUGCAUGCUUCCUACUGCCCUGUGUUACAGUUAAACUCCUAUACAGGGUCAUAUAUGCACACACACGCGCACACACACGCACAUGCACAUACGCAGUAGUCUAGGAUAGUAGUUUAGGGUGGGUGUGUGUGUGUCGAAGCUAUGAGAUAGCUUCUCUUUGUGCACUUUGUAGAUUUUAUACCCUGCCACCUAACACAGACGUUUGACCAAAAACACUUUUAUACUGAAAAAUAUGAAUAUUCUCAAACAUUCGCUGGAUAGAUGUUUUCUCUUAUUUCUCUUUGACAUUGGGUUUUAGGGCACCGUUAAGUUUCCAUUGUGAGGUCAGAAGUUUUACAGUGUUAGAUAAUAAUGGGUACAGCAUCAUACAGUAUACACAACGACUCUUUCUAUUCUUGUUUUAUAGUGCUCAUCCCUCCUUCUAGCCUUCCCUUCUUCCCUCAUCAGCUUUUGUUUAUUCUCUUUAUUGUCUUUUUGCUCCUUCCUUCUAUUAUAGAGUAGAUUGAGUAUCAGAAGUUCAGUCGUGGUGUUUUAAAAUUCAACAUAUUGUUGGAAAUCACUUUAUAUCGGUAGUCGUAAGAGUUCCUCAAAUCCAACACCGGCUCUCGUAGGACACAGAUUUUUUCUUUUUACAAAUGAGUUUUUAUGUCGAACAAAAGACUCGAGGCCCGUUUUAAUGUUUCCGUAGUGAAUUUAGAGGCUUCACUGUUUGAGAUUUACUCAUCAAAUUAAUACUCCUGGACGAGCGUCAAAAUAGCUGGUGCUUGUGUGGCUGCUCUCUGUUGGCGAGAACACGGCGCUGUGUUUCAGCAGAGAGCAGAGUCACGUGGCGAAGCAGAGAGUUUUGCAAAGUGACUCGUUACAGAGGCAACACUCACACACACACACACACAUGCACACACUCGACGAGCUGGCAACGCGUGUAUGAGUGUUCUAGAAAUCCAUAAUCUACUGAGUAAGGGCAUUGAUUUUUGAGCACACGGAUUUUGAUGGAAAAAAGACUUGAUAUCCCAUUAGCUGAGCGUCUGUCUCUAUACUCUUUCUAUUCUCUCUCUCUCACACACAUAUCUCUCUAUAUAUAUUGGCUGCAAAAAAUGCAAGACAGUUUGACGAAACACAUUUUUGAUCGGUGAACGCUGCCCCUCUUUUGGUCAACUUAACAGGUUUGGUGUGUGAGUUAUAUGCACAAUAUCAGGUUGCAAUAUUAUACUUCUGUACAGAGAAAUCUUUGUUUUAAAUGUUAGAAAACUGAUUUCAUUUGUUUGAUUUGAAUGGUAUUAAGUGUUGAGUUCAUUUCAAUGACAACGUGGCUUUUUAUUCUGCUUCUUUAAGGAAAAAACAAAAAAAGACUGGCAUGUUUUUAGAUUCUUGUGUGAUUUAUUUUUCCUCUGGUGUGUUGUUGGUUGGGACCUCACUGUACAGUCCUCACUGCUGGGUUAACUAGACUAGUUAACCAUCCCCGUCAGCUCAACAGUUAACUAGCGACACGUAGCUGGGUCUCUUCAUCUGAAUCACACUCAAUGAAUAAUGAUAGUCCAGCCUGUGUGGUUAAAACGAACCCCCUCCCACCCACAUAGUUCUCUUCCACUACGAGUCUGCUGUUUCACCUCUGAGUGUGUGUGUGAGCAAGUGUGUGUUUUACACCGUGCAGGCAUUUAUAUAAGACAGAGGCUGAUGUGUGUAUCAAGAGGUUGUUUGUGGUGUGCGUGUGUGUAUACUUUUCUGUACUCUCUUCGGUUCGUCCCACACAUAACAUUUGACCCGGCUCUUACUCAUAUAACACAAAUACAGCUACACGAACACACACACACACACACACACACACACACACACACACACUUUGCGUCUGUACUGUCGUGGUUAAGAGAGCAUGUAGACUGAGUUUUGUAAGUCCACCAUCACACCGAUUUUUACACCAACCUUUUGUUUGAUUUCUUUGAGUUUUUUUAAAUUGCAUGACGUGCUUGUGUUUCUGGUGGUACCUAUUUUGCUGCAACACCUGAGUUCUCCCUGAGUUGACCCACCGAGGCUACGGGCACCAACGUUCCCCUCCACCCAUGGUUAGUCCGUGCACCGCAUCUGACUGGAGCCCCGUACGCUUAAACACUCCCGACUCCUGGCCUGUGAUGUCACCAAUAUGGCGCCCAGCUGGCUCCUGCACAACGCCAGUCGCCGUCGAGGAACGUGUGGCAAAACGUUCCCAGGCUCAGCACAGUUCUCAGAUUUGGUCCAGGUGUCCAGGUAUUAUAUAGAGUACUGGGUGGAAGGAGUGCGUUGGUGUGUAGUCCUCCGGGUCUCCCUGCCGUGUAUCUCACUUGUGUAUAAGUUCAGGGGUUUCUAAGCUACUAGUUGUGUUGUAAAUACUACCUUGUCACUCAGUACCUCUGUACAAUCUGUAAAUAAGUAAAGGUUACAUUUUUGUACUUGU
Molecule: messenger RNA, 8259 nt
Organism: Sebastes umbrosus (honeycomb rockfish)
Lineage: Eukaryota; Metazoa; Chordata; Actinopteri; Perciformes; Sebastidae
Gene: grin2ab
Product: glutamate receptor, ionotropic, N-methyl D-aspartate 2A, b
Exons: 20
Coding region: 1-4812 (1603 amino acids)
Biological process (GO): synaptic transmission, glutamatergic; excitatory postsynaptic potential; long-term synaptic potentiation
Cellular component (GO): plasma membrane; postsynaptic density membrane; NMDA selective glutamate receptor complex
Molecular function (GO): transmitter-gated monoatomic ion channel activity involved in regulation of postsynaptic membrane potential; NMDA glutamate receptor activity
Source: RefSeq, a predicted model, not a curated record